CGGCAUCAGACAAUAAAUCUACCAUCAUGCCUUGUGAACCUGAUCCUAAUAACGUCUGCUCUUCUGCUUGCUGCGGUGGGCAACUCAAGAAGAUCAAGACCGGGGACGCCCGCGUUCCCCAGGCCCGCGUUCCCCAAACCCCCGACGAAGGUCACACCGAAAGCCACUCUUCCACAGAGGAACCGCAGGAAGAUGACCCCAACAACCCCAGCUGCUGCAAGGACAAGCCAUCUCCCUGCUGUGAUGAAUCUUGCCUUGAUAGCAUCGCCCUCCGCGAAUGCGAGAAAGGACCGAUUCUAUCACCCUCUAGCGAGAUAUCUCCGAAGCUCCUCCUGAGCCGCAGCUGCCAAAGUCCCAACGGCAAACCAUGCGACCAACACCGUCGCUCUGCGCGGGCGAAGUACGCAGCGAAGCUUGAAGCUCUGGGUUGUAUUUGCCGUGCUUUAAUAGCACUCGGGCAGGAAUCUUGCUGUGUCCCGUCAAGACGCUCCUCUCUUGGUAAAGAGCGUCGCUCUACCGACUCUCGCUGUGCAGGGGGCAGUACAGGGUCCGAGAGACGCUGUAGCGCAAGCCUAAAGAGUAGAGAAGAGGCAUGUUCAAGCGGCUGUUGCGGUUCUCCGAAGGCUCCUUUAGUGGCUAAGCAGGGUGAUUCCUUGAGUAAAGGGAAGGCUGUUAACUCUGGUAGCCAUUACAGUAGACCUGAGGCAUCCGAAAUUGCCGGACAGCACUCCUGCGUUAAGAAGGGUGGGUUUAGCAAUACCAUGGCCUGCUCGAAGGGUUGUUGCAGUAAACCAGGAGUCAAACCGACUGUUGAGCAAUGUUCCUCUUCUGGAAAGGGAAAUUCUGGUGGCCGCAGCGGCUCAGCUGGUUGCUGCAGUAAGCCCAAAGCGCCUUCUAGUGCCUUUCCCGGAGAGAAACCCAAUAAGCCCGCCUGCCCAUCUAGCUGCUGCGGUAAAUCCUUGCCAUCUUCAUGCACAAUUACUGAAAAAGGACCUAGCGACCCAAUCGAGGCCAUUACAGACACCGCUACCCUUGACCUUGAAAAAGGAACCGCGGGCAAGGAGCAUGUCGUUUUGAGCAUAUCUGGGAUGACCUGUACAGGGUGCGAAACAAAGCUUAAGCGGACCUUGGGCACACUGCAGUCGGUCCAGAACCUCAAAACCAGCUUGGUGCUCUCCCGAGCAGAGUUCGAUCUUGACGUCGGUUCUCAGUCACUCGAUGAAGUUUUCAAGUAUUUGGAAAGGUCUACCGAGUUGAAGUAUAAACGAGUCACAGAUCGAGGAUCUCACGUCGACAUUAUCGUCCCCAAUGCCUCUGAGUUUAUGAAGCAGGUCUGGCCUCGUGGCGUAACCCAGAUGACCCUGGUUGACGAAGGAACCGUCAAUAUCGCUUUUGAUGCGAAGAUAACCGGGGCGCGAGAUCUGGUGGAGCAUGGCUGGGGCAGACCUCUCAGCCUGGCUGCUCCUCUGCCUGAUCCGACGCUCCGGGCUGGAACCAAGCAUGUGCGCCAUCUAGGAUACAUGACUAUUCUGUCCAUUAUUCUAACAGUACCCGUCUUAGUCCUGGCUUGGGCUCCACUUCCAGAGAGGCAAAUCACAUAUGGCUCUGCAUCGCUGGCACUGGCGACGAUGGUCCAGAUUGUCAUUGCCGGCCCGUUCUACCCAAAGGCGUUGAAAGCCUUGAUAUUUUCUAGAAUAGUCGAGAUGGAUUUGCUCAUUGUGAUGAGCACGAGCGCCGCCUACAUUUUCUCAGUGGUCUCAUUUGGAUAUCUCAUUGCGGGUCAGCCACUCUCCACUGGUGGAUUCUUCGAAACCAGCACAUUGCUCGUCACCCUGAUCAUGGUUGGUCAGUAUGUCACUGCCCUCGCUCGUCAGAAAGCUGUUGAAUCUAUUUCGCUUCGGUCACUGCAGAAGCCUACUGCUAUCCUCACGGACAGCUCUGGAGCCAAUGAAAAAGAGAUCGAUGUUAGACUUCUUCAAUAUGGGGACAUCUUCAAGGUCCUUCCAGACUCUCAGAUUCCCUCCGAUGGCACAGUUAUCAUGGGCUCGUCAGAGGUCGAUGAGUCAAUGAUCACUGGAGAGGCUAUACCGAUAGACAAGGCCCCUGAAUCUGCCGUUGUCGCAGGAUCUGUGAAUAGUUCUGGGGUGUUGAUUGUCAAACUGACGCGUCUCCCUGCUGAUAAUACAAUCUCUGUUAUUGCGGGGAUGGUUGAUCAAGCCAAGCUAUCAAAAGCAAAGAUCCAGGGUAUUGCGGAUCGAGUGGCAAGCUACUUUGUACCCGUGGUAGUCGCUCUGACUAUUAUCACCUUCGUGAUCUGGGUCGCCAUAGGCAUUGCGGUGCGAAACCAUUCCGGAUCUCGAGCAACCACGGAGGCCAUAACAUACGCUAUCACUGUACUGAUUGUUUCUUGUCCUUGCGCUAUUGGCCUGGCAGUCCCUAUGGUCAUCGUUAUUGCCAGCGGCGUCGCUGCCGAGCGAGGCAUCAUUUUUAAGGCCGCGGACGGCAUCGAAGUCGCCUGCAAGACUUCCCACGUUAUAUUUGAUAAGACCGGAACCCUUACCCAAGGCAAACUCACCGUUGCUGUUGAGCAUAUAGACACUACGAGAGACUCCAUGUCCUUACUUCUCAGCCUAAUCGGGAAUAACAAGCACCCAAUUUCCGCCGCCGUUGCAGCACAUCUCAAAGACAAAGGAAUAUCAGCAUCUAACGUCACUAACACAAAGGUACUAACCGGAAAAGGCGUAGAAAGCUCUGCACCAGGUCUCAUCCUCCGCGCAGGAAACUCACGAUGGCUCAACCUCUCGUCCAAUCCACAGGUCCAAUCCGUCCUUGAAAGAGGCUAUACAGCAUUCUGUUUCACCAUCAACGACACCCUCGCCGCCGUCUUUGGCUUAGAGGACUCACUCCGCCCCGACGCUCUCGAAACCGUAACCAAGCUCCAGGAACGUGGUAUAUUCGUCCACCUUCUCUCAGGAGACGAUGACGGCGCUGUCCACUCCGUCGCAAGACAGCUCAACAUCGCAGCUCAAAACGUCCGCUCCCGCUGCACCCCAACCAACAAGCAAGCCUACAUCCAAGCACUCCAUCAGCCUUCUCAUCAGAGGAACUCAAUAACCAUGUUCAUCGGCGACGGCACAAAUGACGCUAUCGCCCUCGCCACCUCCACAAUCGGCGUACACAUGAACCAAGAAACUGGCUCUGACGUAGCCAAAUCUGCCGCAGACGUCGUGCUUAUGCGACCCAGCCUACUCAGUAUCCUGACGAUGAUCAACAUCAGCGAGAAAGCGGUUUGGCGUAUCAAGUUCAAUUUUGGGUGGAGCUUUGUGUAUAAUUUGCUUGCAGUCUUGCUUGGCGCGGGCGCGUUUGUGGAUGCCAGGAUACCGCCGGAAUUUGCAGGGUUGGGGGAGUUGGUUAGUGUUUUGCCUGUUGUUGUUGCAGCCGUGCUUUUGAGGUGGGCGAGCGUUUAGAUACGAGGGUACAGGGUAUAUACGACAAGAGAUAGCAUUCUGUGUCGUGAGGAAUGCAUUGGAUGGCAUUAAGGACCAGCACUAUGUGAUUUAUCUCAUAAUUAGACCAUUGCUAUACAGGACAUUUUCGCUCAAUGGAGA
Messenger RNA from Aspergillus alliaceus, 3608 nucleotides. Its product is annotated as cation-transporting P-type ATPase PCA1. Gene Ontology annotation, biological process: monoatomic cation transport. NCBI's taxonomy places the organism in Eukaryota, Fungi, Ascomycota, Eurotiomycetes, Eurotiales, Aspergillaceae. The transcript is spliced from 2 exons. Gene Ontology annotation, cellular component: membrane. The coding region runs from base 27 to 3467 and encodes 1146 amino acids. Gene Ontology annotation, molecular function: ATP binding; metal ion binding; ATP hydrolysis activity. The record is from RefSeq and is a predicted model, not a curated record.